This is a messenger RNA of Bacidia gigantensis, 2259 nucleotides long. It is a transcript of the gene STT3, whose product is annotated as oligosaccharyl transferase stt3 subunit. The transcript is spliced from 6 exons. Lineage: Eukaryota; Fungi; Ascomycota; Lecanoromycetes; Lecanorales; Ramalinaceae. Gene Ontology annotation, cellular component: membrane. Gene Ontology annotation, biological process: post-translational protein modification. The record is from RefSeq and is a predicted model, not a curated record. Gene Ontology annotation, molecular function: dolichyl-diphosphooligosaccharide-protein glycotransferase activity. The coding region runs from base 1 to 2259 and encodes 752 amino acids.
AUGGUCGCCCAAUCUCUCAGCCCUUUCCUGGAGGGCACCUCCGGUAGAAAUACCAGAGUUCUUCUUCGCAUCAUCAUUCUGUGUACAAUUGCCGGAGCAGCCGUUGCCAGUCGCUUGUUCAGUGUGAUACGAUUCGAGAGUAUAAUACACGAAUUCGACCCCUGGUUCAACUUCCGGGCUACAAAAUAUCUAGUACAAAAUGGCUUCUAUAGCUUCUGGGAUUGGUUCGAUGACCGCACAUGGCAUCCUCUCGGACGUGUGACCGGUGGAACUUUGUACCCCGGCUUGAUGGUAACAAGCGGAGUUAUCUAUCAUGCCUUGCGUCUGCUGUCCAUGCCUGUGGAUAUCCGAAAUAUCUGCGUCCUACUCGCCCCCGGGUUCUCAGGGUUGACCGCGGUAGCUACAUACUUGAUAACAUCGGAGAUGAGCACUUCACCAUCCGCCGGGCUCUUAGCAGCAAUAUUCAUGGGUAUUACUCCAGGAUACAUAUCAAGAUCAGUAGCUGGAAGUUACGACAAUGAAGCCAUUGCCAUUUUCUUGCUAGUAUUUACCUUCUUUCUCUGGAUCAAAUCAGUAAAGAAUGGCUCUGCAAUGUGGGGAGCUCUCACUGCCCUGUUCUAUGGCUAUAUGGUGUCUGCAUGGGGAGGCUACGUAUUCAUUACGAAUUUGCUACCACUGCACGCCUUUGUGCUUAUCUGCAUGGGUCGAUAUAGCCCGAGACUCUACGUCAGCUAUAGUUCUUGGUAUGCUCUGGGAACUUUAGCAAGCAUGCAGAUUCCCUUUGUGGGAUUCCUUCCAAUCAGAAGCAGUGAACAUAUGUCGGCACUCGGCGUAUUUGGUUUGAUACAGCUCGUGGCAUUUGUGGACUUCGUCCGCCAGCAAAUUCCUAGCAGACAAUUCCAAACACUUCUUCGGGGCCUCAUGCUUCUAGUCUUUGUCAUCUCUUUAGGAGCCUUGGUGCUUUUGACGGUCAGUGGAGUUAUCGCACCUUGGAGCGGUCGCUUCUAUUCGCUUUGGGAUACAGGCUAUGCAAAGAUACACAUACCAAUCAUUGCUUCGGUCUCGGAGCAUCAGCCAACGGCGUGGCCUGCAUUCUUUUUCGACCUAAAUUUGCUUAUCUGGCUGUUCCCAGCUGGCGUCUACAUGUGCUUCCAACAGCUCAAGGACGAACAUGUGUUUGUCGUAAUAUACGCCGUACUCUCCAGCUAUUUUGCUGGGGUUAUGGUCCGCUUGAUGUUGACCUUGACACCAGUGGUUGUCAUUGCGGCUGCCCUGGCGCUCUCAAGUGUCCUCGAUACAUAUCUCGUCGCCGAAAACCCUUCUCCACCGGUCAAACAGAACGGCAAUGCCAACGGAGAUGCUACUCAAAAUACCAGCUCGAGCAUCAAAGAUUCGCUACGGUCAACGAGAAAUCCAGUCGUGGGAAUUUACUCCUAUCUUUCAAAGUCAUCAAUCGUUGCCACGAUAACCGUCUAUCUACUCAUGUUCGUCCUCCAUUGCACAUGGGUGACGUCUAAUGCGUACUCGUCGCCUUCUGUAGUCUUGGCGAGUAGGCUGCCGGACGGUAGCCAGCACAUUAUCGAUGACUACAGAGAAGCCUAUUAUUGGCUUCGCCAGAAUACACCUCCAAAGGCAAAAAUCAUGUCGUGGUGGGAUUACGGUUAUCAAAUUGGAGGUAUGGCCGAUCGCCCAACACUAGUCGACAACAACACCUGGAACAAUACCCACAUUGCGACGGUUGGUAAGGCUAUGGCUUCAAGCGAAGAAGUCAGCUACCCAAUAUUGAGGCAGCACGACGUGGACUAUGUUCUCAUCGUCUUCGGUGGUCUUCUUGGUUAUUCAGGUGAUGAUAUCAACAAGUUUUUGUGGAUGGUCAGGAUAUCCGAGGGUAUUUGGCCCGACGAAGUCAGUGAAAGGAGUUAUUUCACCGCUCGGGGCGAGUAUCGAGUGGACGACGAGGCGACACCAACGAUGCGUAAUAGCCUGAUGUACAAAAUGUCUUACUACAACUACAAUAGUCUAUUUCCAGCUGGGCAGGCGCAAGACAGAGUCCGAGGAUCCAAGCUCCCUGCAGAAGGGCCUCAGCUGAGUACACUUGAGGAAGCCUUCACGAGUGAAAACUGGAUUAUCAGGAUCUAUAAGGUAAAGGAUCUUGAUAACGUCGGACGAGAUCACGCCAACGCUGUUGCAUUCGAGAAGGGCAACAGGAAGCGAAAAUCGACUAAGCGAAGAGGGCCCAGAGUCUUGCGAACUGAAUAA